AAACACUGGAAACCUGCAAUAAACAGAGUUGCUUAUGCUUACUAAGCUUAAGCUAAUACUCGUCACUUUAAGCUGCUCAUUUGACAAUUAAGUUAAUUGUAAUUAUUUAUAUGAAAUUGACCUGUUUGUUUAGUUAAUCAAAUUUUAUUUAUUUAUUGAGUGUCAAUCUAGUAAAUUUUUGAAAUUGUCAAAUAAUUGCCAUGAGGCUAACCUUAUCUCCGGAAUGGAUUCCUGUUAUUGUUUUUAUAUUUGUAUUUAUUUUUGAAUCAUUAGCCGGGAGAGAUUUUUAUCAAAUCUUGGGGGUAGCUAAGAAUGCUAACCUAAAUCAAAUUAAAAAAGCUUAUCGAAAACUCGCCAAAGAAAUGCAUCCUGAUAGAAAUAAAGAUGAUCCAAAAGCUCAAGAAAAAUUCCAAGAUUUAGCAGCGGCAUAUGAGGUUUUAUCAGACGCCGAUAAACGAAAAACAUAUGAUAGGCAUGGAGAAGAAGGUUUAAACAGGGAUUCUUUUGGAGGUAGCGAUCCAUUUUCAAGUUUUUUUGGUGAUUUCGGUUUUUCAUUUUUUGGACAAGACAAUAGAGAAGAAAGAGAAACGCCGAAAGGUGGUGAUGUUAUAAUCGAUUUAUGGGUGACUCUUGAAGAGCUGUAUUCUGGUAAUUUUGUUGAACUUGUCAGAAACAAAGUUGUCUUCAAACAAACAAGUGGUACCCGUAAAUGCAAUUGUAGACAAGAAAUGGUAACCCGCCAACUGGGACCUGGACGAUUCCAAAUGAUGCAACAAUCAGUCUGUGAUGAGUGCCCUAACCAAGAAUUAGUCAAUGAAGAAAAACUUUUAGAAAUUGAAAUUGAACCUGGUAUGAAAGACGGCCAAGAACAACGUAUAAGAGGAGAAGGAGAACCUCAUAUUGAUGGUGAUCCCGGUGAUUUAGUGAUAAAAGUGAGAACCUCUCCACAUCCGAUUUUUGAGAGAAGAGGCGACGAUUUGUACACUAAUGUUACAAUUUCUCUUACUGACGCAUUAAUUGGUUUUGAAAUGACAAUACCUCAUCUUGAUGGUCACAAAAUCAACGUAAAACGCGACAAGAUAACCUGGCCAGGGGCUAGAAUGAGAAAACCUAAUGAAGGAAUGCCAAAUUAUGAAAACAAUCUUUCCCACGGAACACUUUUUAUAACUUUUGAUGUUGAUUUUCCUAAAGGUGAAUUAACUGAAGAACAGAGAAAUCAGAUCAAAGCAUUACUUCAAGAGCCUUCCAAAACCAAAGCUUAUAAUGGUUUACGAGGAUAUUAAUUUCACACAAUUAAAAAUUUUACAAAAAAAUCUAAAAUAAUUGCAUUUUGAUUCUCACUUUAAAGUAAAACUGUGAAUAUACUCUUAAAA
This is a messenger RNA of Tetranychus urticae (two-spotted spider mite), 1373 nucleotides long. It is a transcript of the gene shv, whose product is annotated as DnaJ heat shock protein family member shriveled. Gene Ontology annotation, molecular function: misfolded protein binding. Lineage: Eukaryota; Metazoa; Arthropoda; Arachnida; Trombidiformes; Tetranychidae. The record is from RefSeq and is a predicted model, not a curated record. Gene Ontology annotation, cellular component: endoplasmic reticulum. Gene Ontology annotation, biological process: protein folding; protein maturation.